CUUGUACAUUCAGCCACAUAUCUGUGACGUUAGGAGAUUGCUCUUUUUGUCUUAUAAACCGGCAGUGCCUGUGCGAGGGAAUGCGACGGACAUUUCGUAGUCGACCUUUUGUAAUUGUCCGUGCAGACGGACAAGAACUUCGGGAUAUUUUUGAGUUUUGCUGGUUGGUAUACGUGGAAGAAUCUUAUUCGCUAAUACCACCAAAAAGUCGUUUCCACGUUGGUUCCCGCGGGAAUAGCUAUGUGACCACCCUAUCGCGUUAACUCCCGUCUACAAGUCCCUCUUCGAAAUCCAAUCCCCUUUUCCUUCUUCUCCUGGCUCCUUCUUUCCUUUCCAGACGGUCCUUAAUCGCCCGAAUACCAGGCCAGAAAAUGACAAUUUUGCCUUCCACGGACCGCAAGUGUCGCCGCAGCCCUAGACUCCUAUUCCUCCCCGAAAAGCACGAUGAUUACGAGCCUUUGGACGGCGGCUUCGACGGCGCGUCCUUCUCAGGCGCUGUCUUCAACCUGUCUACCACCGUCGUCGGUGCCGGAAUCAUGGCUCUGCCUGCCGCCGUUAAACAGUUGGGGAUGAUUCCGGGCCUCGUUUUGAUCGUUCUGGGCGCGAUGCUGACGGAGUCCUCCAUCGAUAUGAUCCUCAAGUUCACGCGAGCUUCCAAGACCAUGACGUAUUCGGGUGUGGUUGGCGACUCAUUCGGUGUUGCCGGCCGGAAUCUCCUUCAGGCUUGCAUUGUUGUUAACAAUUUAGGCAUGCUUGUCGUCUACAUGAUCAUUAUUGGGGAUGUGUUAUCGGGGACAUGGUCGGAAGGAGUUCACCAUUCGGGUCUGAUGGAAGAAUGGUUUGGUCAACGCUGGUGGACUACACGCUCCUCCGUUCUACUAUUCACCACGCUUUUUGUUUUUGCACCUCUCAUUUCAUUCAAGCGCGUGGAUUCGUUGAGAUACACAUCAGCAGUGUCAGUGGGUUUUGCCAUUGUAUUUGUGGUGAUCACAGCAGGAGUGGCAAUAGUUAAAUUGAUGAAUGGAAGCAUUGGGAUGCCGCGCUUGAUGCCUAAAAUUGUUGAUCAGGUCUCAUUUUGGAAGCUUUUCACAACCAUCCCAGUUCUAGUGACUGCUUACAUCUGCCACCAUAAUAUUAACCCUAUAGAGAAUGAACUAAAAGAUCCUGGCAUGAUGAAGUCAAUAGUCAGAACUUCUCUUACACUAUGUUCAUCUGUUUACAUUGCUACCAGCUUCUUUGGAUUUCUACUAUUUGGGGAUCAUACAUUGGAGGAUAUACUGGCAAAUUUUGAUGGCGAUCUUGGAAUUCCAUGUAGCUCAUUGCUCAAUGACAUUGUUAGGGUUAGCUAUGGCAUCCACCUGAUGCUUGUUUUCCCACUUGUGUUUUUCUCUCUUCGCCUAAAUUUAGAUGGACUUCUCUUUCCCAUCACCAUUCCAAUUGCAUUUGACAACCGAAGAUUCUUCUCAGUAACUACAGCUCUCAUGGGUUUUAUUUUUGUGGGGGCCAAUUUUGUGCCUAACAUCUGGGAUGCAUUCCAGUUCACUGGUGCUACUGCUGCUAUCUCUGUAGGUUUCAUCUUUCCAGCUGCAAUUGCACUCAGGGACACUCAUGGAAUAGCGACAAAGAGAGACAGACUAGUAUCAUGGGUGAUGAUCCUUUUGGCUGUCUCAUCGAGCACAGCAGCCAUCUCUAGUGACAUUUACAGCAUUUUCAGUAGUAACAAACAACUUGGAAGCUAAUACUGUGAGGAGAAAAAACCGGCUAUUCUCUCUUCCAGAUGGUUCACAACACAGCCUACAUGAAUUUUUUGUAAGAAUGCUGAGCUGCUAGCAUGAGUGCCACACCAGUUCCUUAUCGAUAGUUGGCAGUCCUUACUUUUGUAAAUCAAUACACACCAGUUCCUUGUCCAGUGGGUGAACAGUUAAGUUAAUAGAACAUAGUUUCUAUCGCACAUAAACCAAAUGGGGUAUAAAGUAGCAGAAAAAAUGUUUGGAAAUUGAUAUAUCAUUCAUUUUUUGUUACAGGUAUAUGUAGUAGUUUAAAGAACCAUGUAUCAAAAUUUUUCCUACUAUAUAUAUAUAUAUAUAUAUUUCAAACA
Messenger RNA from Ziziphus jujuba (common jujube), 2098 nucleotides. RefSeq names its product amino acid transporter AVT6A. The record is from RefSeq and is a predicted model, not a curated record. The transcript has 5 exons. The coding region runs from base 372 to 1739 and encodes 455 amino acids. Gene Ontology annotation, molecular function: amino acid transmembrane transporter activity. NCBI's taxonomy places the organism in Eukaryota, Viridiplantae, Streptophyta, Magnoliopsida, Rosales, Rhamnaceae. Gene Ontology annotation, biological process: amino acid transmembrane transport.